AUGAUCACCGUCAUCACCGAAGAUGAUCGUACCUUCCCCAUCGACGUCGACGCAAGCAUCGAGCUGGAGAACCUCAAAGCGUUGCUAGAAGUCGACUCCAACAUCCCCGCCGAACAGCAGCAACUGUUGCACUCUGGGAAACCGUUGAAUGACGGCAAAGCAACACUUGCCAGCUGUGGAGUCCAGAACGACGAUCUGCUCAUCCUUCGAGAUGCUCGACAAGCGUCGUCCGCUUCUGCUGCACCUUCUGCUGGUGGUGCCGGUUCGUCUGGUGCGAGAACCUCUUCGGCUGUUCCAACGUCAGAAUCGCAAGCGGCGGAACAGCUCCGACAGCAGAUCCUCUCUGAUCCAGCUGCGCUCUCGAUGCUUCGUGCCAACAACCCGCUUCUAGCCGACGCAGUAUCCUCCUCCCCCACCCGCUUUCUCGAGCUUCUGCGCGCACAACGCGACGCCAUGCAACAAAACGAACCGGUCGACGAGUUCGACAUCGACGCACAACGACGCAUCGAAGAAGCCAUCCGUCAACAGCGCGUCAUGGAAAACCUCGAACACGCCAUGGAGUACUCUCCGGAAUCCUUCGGUCGCGUCACCAUGCUGUACGUCGACUGCAAAGUCAACGGAACCCCCGUCAAGGCGUUCGUCGAUUCGGGAGCGCAGGCUACGAUCAUGUCGCCCGAGUGUGCGGAGAAGUGCGGCAUCAUGCGUCUGCUCGACACGCGCUUCGCAGGCAUCGCAAGGGGAGUCGGAACCGCCAAGAUUUUGGGUAGAGUGCAUUCGGCACAGCUGCAGCUGGGGAAAGGAUUGUUCUUGCCGUGCAGCUUUACGAUCAUGGAGGGCAAAGGGGUGGAUAUGCUGUUUGGGUUGGAUAUGUUGAAGCGGUAUCAGGCGGGGAUUGAUCUGGGCAAGAACGCGCUGGUGAUCGGGGGUGAGGAGGUGAGGUUCUUGGAUGAACACGAGCUGCCCACAGAGGCCGAGGUGGAUGAGGAGGGGAAGGAGAAGAAUACGGGGGCAGGGACCUCGGCGGAAGGGGCGGCUAGUGCCAAUAGUAACGCCGCGGCGGCGGCAGCCACGGCGGGCAAGUUUCCGGGCGCAGGACAGUCGAUCGGUGGUAAGGAGCACUUUGAUUCUCAUGGAUGGAGCUUUUCCCAUCCCUCUGCUGGGUCGUCUCAAUCCACCGCGGGGAACACGACGGCGUCGACAGUCCCACCGCCAUCGACAGGUGGGCCGAGGCAAGCGACGGCGGCCCCACCUGCGUCUGCAACCAAAUGGCCAGCUGACUCGAUCAGAGCGCUGACGGAUCUAGGCGCUACUCAGCAUCAAGCUGUCUCGUUCCUAGAUGCUGCAGGUGGCAAUGUAUCGGUGGCGGCUAGCUUGCUUUUCCAGCAGUAA
Molecule: messenger RNA, 1389 nt
Organism: Pseudozyma hubeiensis SY62
Lineage: Eukaryota; Fungi; Basidiomycota; Ustilaginomycetes; Ustilaginales; Ustilaginaceae
Product: ubiquitin
Exons: 1
Coding region: 1-1389 (462 amino acids)
Biological process (GO): proteolysis
Molecular function (GO): protein binding; aspartic-type endopeptidase activity
Source: RefSeq, a predicted model, not a curated record